Messenger RNA from Conger conger (European conger), 2850 nucleotides. Its product is annotated as venom phosphodiesterase CdcPDE. The record is from RefSeq and is a predicted model, not a curated record. Gene Ontology annotation, biological process: nucleoside triphosphate catabolic process. Bases 242 to 2830 code for a protein of 862 amino acids. Gene Ontology annotation, molecular function: nucleic acid binding; nucleoside triphosphate diphosphatase activity; metal ion binding. Lineage: Eukaryota; Metazoa; Chordata; Actinopteri; Anguilliformes; Congridae. The transcript is spliced from 26 exons.
CGGUUCGCUGCUGUUCGCUACCAUUGUUCUGAAGCCUGAUAAGGUCCAUGGAUGACAGCCUGUUGUGGUAUUUAUAGAGGUAUAAAGCUGAACUAGCAAGAAGACUGAGUUACUUAAGUGCUGUGUGUCACAGGUCACUUUUUCAGCUGCGUAAAUUUGGCAGUUUAGUUCAUUGAGCUUCCAGAUUCCUGCUUUUCACAUUUUGCCCAUCAGCUGACGGCAACAUUCAGGAAACAAGAAUAUGGGGUUUGGAAAAGAUAUGUCACGAAAUAAUCUUAUACUUAUCGGGCUGCUUGCAGUCUGUAUAGUGGCCCUUAUCCUAGGACUGGCACUGGGCCUCGGGCAGGAUAACUGCAAUAAAGACAUUCCCAUUUCCUGCAGGCAGCGCUGUUAUGAGCCGCACGACAAUGAGUACCCUGGCUGUCGCUGUGAUGCUCUGUGUGUGGAGACCAAGAGCUGCUGCUAUGACUUCCAGGACAGCUGCAUCCAACCAACUGAGCAGUGGGAGUGCACUAAACUGCGAUGUGGAGAGAAGAGGAUGUCAAACAGCAAGUGUCACUGCUCCGAUGACUGCUUGGGUGCUGGGGACUGCUGCACAAACUUCAAUAGUGUUUGUCAAGGCAAAAGGCAGUGGGUACAGGAUACCUGUGAGGAGAUAGCAGUUCCUAUAUGCCCAAAAGGUUUUUCAAAGGUACCAUUGCUCCUCAUAUCAUUGGAUGGGUUUCGGGCAGAGUAUCUCUCAACUUGGAGUCAACUUGUCCCUGUACUUGACAAACUCAAAAACUGUGGCACUCAUGCUCCUUAUAUGCAAGCAGUGUUCCCCAGCCUCACCUUCCCCAACCAUUACACCAUUGUCACGGGACUGUAUUCUGAAUCCCAUGGGCUCGUGGCCAACAGCAUGUACGACCCUGUGUUCAACGCAUCGUUCAGUCUGUCGAACAGCGAGAAGGCAAAACCCCGCUGGUACCAGGGUCAGCCUAUCUGGCUCACUGCAAUGUAUCAGGGACUGAAAUCCGGAACCUUCUUCUGGCCUGGUUCAGAUGUCAAAAUCAAUGGGAGCUUUCCUGACUUAUAUAUGGAUUACAAUGGGAAAACACCAUUUGAAGAGAGAGUAUUCGCUGUUCUGAAGUGGCUCAAAUUGCCAGAGGAAGAGAGGCCAGACUUCUUCACUUUGUACUUGGAGGAGCCAGAUAAAUCUGGACAUAAUAGUGGACCAGUCAGUGGUAGGGUUAUCUUGGCCAUCCAGGAAGUGGACAGGAUCAUUGGUCAGCUGAUGGAUGGAUUAAAGCAGAUGGGCCUCCACAGGUGCAUCAACAUUGUCAUUGUUGCUGACCAUGGAAUGGAAGAUACCAGCUGUGAGAGGGUGGAGUACCUCCAGAGCAUGAUUGAUAACGUCAAAGACCUAUAUGUAUACGAGGGGGCGUUUGGAAGAAUCCGGUCGAGAGACACACAUGUUGAAUUGGAUUCAGCUGGACUUGUGGCCAACAUGACAUGCAAAAAACCAGAUCAGCAAAUUAAGCCCUACCUUAAACCUCACCUGCCCAAAAGGUUCCACUACGCUGUCAAUAGACGCAUAGAGGAUGUCAGUGUUCUGGUCAAUGCAAAAUGGCUGUUCGCAAGAUACCCGGGCACAAUUUCAUACUGCGCUGGUGGUACCCAUGGUUAUGACAAUGACAUUGAAAGUAUGCAGGCCAUGUUUUUAGGCUUUGGGCCUAAGUUUCAUUAUAAAAAGCAGGUUGAUCCAUUCGGAAACAUAGAGCUCUACAAUCUCAUGUGUGACGUUCUGGAGAUUACUCCAGCCCCAAACAACGGCAGCCACGGUAGUCUGAACCACCUCCUAAGGAAGCCCUGGCACAAGCCCUCCUUCCCCGAGGAGAUUACGGCCCCUGGGUGGUGCUUGGUUGUAACCCUAGUCUCUGCAGACCCUCUGGGCUGCUCCUGCACUGGCCAGACUGAAGCUGAUCUCAAUAGCAGGCUAAAUUUGACAAGCCAGGAGGCAUUGGCAUCUAUUAGAAAGCACAUGCAGUUUGGGCAACCCAAAAUGCUACGCUCUGGUGAAGACUACUGUCUGCUGUAUCAACACGGCUACAUCAAUGCCUACAGCAACUCCUCCCUGAUGCCUACAUGGAGUUCAUACACUGUGGAUAAGCCUGGCAGCGUGACCCCCUUGCCUGAGGUCAUCUCCAGCUGCUUGCGGCCUGAUGUGCGUAUCUCAGGGGGCAGCAGCCCCCGAUGUGACCAGUACGCUGCAGGAGGAAACAUCACUCCUGCCUUCCUCUACCCCCCCAAUCUCAAUGAAAGUGACAUCGAGCAGUAUGACGGGCUGCUGAUGAGCAAUGUUGUUCCCAUGUACCCGGAGUUCAAGAAAAUCUGGGACUACUUCCACACUGUGCUCUUGAUGAAGUAUGCUUGGCAGUACAACGGUGUCAACGUGGUGUCAGGCCCUGUAUUUGAUUACAACUAUGAUGGAAUCUUUGACACCCCUGAGCAGAUUGAACAGUUCGUCACUGGCACAGUUAUUCCAGUCCCUACGCAUUAUUUUGUGGUCCUCAGCAGCUGUAAGAACACAUCUUUUCCAGUAGGGGACUGCAGGGAGGCGAUGCAGACAGUCUCUUUCCUGCUGCCACACAGACCAACCAACUCUGAGGUCUGCAAUAGUCACGAGGCAGAGUCGCAGUGGGUGGAGGACCUGAUGUGGUUCCACCAGAGCAGAGUGAGAGAUGUGGAGCUGGUCACUGGCUUAGAUUUCUACCAAGGCAGCAACCGACCAAUCCCUGAGCUCCUCCAGCUCAAGGCCAGGCCCACCUCGGCCAUCCAUAGGAUGAACUGAGUACAGCAAGGGUCAUGACU